Molecule: messenger RNA, 9708 nt
Organism: Lathyrus oleraceus (garden pea)
Lineage: Eukaryota; Viridiplantae; Streptophyta; Magnoliopsida; Fabales; Fabaceae
Exons: 2
Coding region: 1041-1952 (303 amino acids)
Source: RefSeq, a predicted model, not a curated record
UGUCCUCUUAAGUUCUACGCUACCCCGUCCCAACAAGAACCUCACAGCAGCAUUGCUGCCCCUGCUAUCAAUCGAAAUGAUUUUGAGCUGAAACCCUCAUUAUUUUCAGCCGUCCAAUAACAUCAAUUUGCUGGAAAUCCUACGGACGACCCUAAUGAACACCUGACCAAGUUUUGCAGUACGCAGACACUGUAAAGGCGAAUGAUGUAUCUCAAGAUGCGAUAAGACUAUGCCUCUUUCCUUUAUCACUAAGAGACAAAGCUUGGGCUUGGUUGCAAUCCUUGCCAUCCAACUCAGUUACAACAUGGGAAGAACUGAAGAACGUUUUCUUAUCCUGAUAUUUUCCGCCGAGCAAAACUGCUAUGCUGAGAGCUCAAAUCAAUGGAUUUCGACAAAAAGAUGUAAAAUCUCUCUACGACGCGUGGGAGAGAUACAAAGACAUGAUGAGGAUAUGUCCACAUCACGGUCUCGAAGACUGGGUGAUCAUUCACACAUUUUACAAUGGGCUUCUGUAUAACACAAGAUUGACAGUAGAUGCUGCCGCAGGCGGUGCACUUAUGGACAAGCCAUACAACGAAGUCUAUCAACUCAUUGAAAACAUGGCCCAAAACCAUUGUCAAUGGGGAGGUGAAAGAACUCCAGUAGAAAAGUCCCAAACAAAAAGUGGAAUGUACGAAAUCAGUAGCCUUGACCAUGUACAUGCCAAGGUAGAUGCCCUUGUUCAAAAGUUGGACAACUUGACCAUACCACCCGCAACCACCGUGGUUGUCGUGACUCCAAACUGUGAAUUAUGUGGAAACCCUUGACACACUGCACCAGAAUGUCAGAUAUUAGCAGGAGUCCCAAUCGAUCAAGUGAAUUAUGCACAAGGAAAUCCUUAUUCGAAUACCUACAACCCAGGUUGGAAAAACCAUCCUAAUUUUUCGUAUAAGAAUAACAACGCCCUAUAUGCACCUGGCUAAGCACCAGCUGUUCCGCCUGGAUAUCAAAAGCCAUCUAAUAAUGCUCCUAACAUGCCUAGGAAGUCAAACCUAUAAUUAAUGAUGGAAAGAUUCAUAGCUACCCAAGCUCAAACAAACAAAGACUUCUUGAACCAAAACAUACAUACCAGCGAGCAACUUAAACAACUAGCGAGCAAAGUAGACGCCUUAGCCACCCACAAUAAAAUGCUUGAAACGCAGAUUUCACAAGUGGAUCAACAACAAGCAUCUACUGCCGCUCCCGCUGGAACAUUUCCUGGACAACCGCAACCUAAUCCAAAAGGACAUGCAAAUGCCGUUAUACUGAGGAGUGGAAAAGAAAUAGACGGACCCGUAGAUCCAAGACUCCAAAACCCUGCCAUGUACCAAAAACCAGACAAAACCACAACUGAGCAGGUAAUUGAACCGAAGGAAAUGGAAGAUAAUACCCGAGAGGCCGAAGAGAAAGAAAAACCUUAUGUGCCUCCACCACCCUAUAAACCACCCAUUCUGUAUCCUCAAAGACUCGCAAGUUCUAAAACUGCAGGGCAAUUUAGGAAAUUUGUUGAACUUCUGAAGCAACUAAACAUUACAAUUCCCUUUACAGAAGCCAUCAUAGAAAUGCCCUCAUAUGCCAAAUUUCUUAAGGAGAUCCUAUCCAAUAAGAAAAAGAUUGAGGAUAAUGAAACAAUUACACAUACUGCUGAGUGUAGCGCAAUAAUCCAAAAUAACAUGCCUCCCAAACUAAAAGACCCAGGUAGUUUUUCCAUACCCUGUGUCAUCGGAAAAUUCGUCAUAGACAAAGCUCUAUGUGAUCUAGGAGCCAACAUUAGUGUAAUGCCCCUAACCAUCUAUAAAAGGCUCAAUAUGGGAGAACUAAGACCAACCAAGAUGUCUGCUCAAUUAGUUGACCGCUCAAUCAAAUAUCUUGUCGGUAUCCUAGAGAAUGUCCCCGUACAUGUAGGACAAUUUUACAUUUCUACAGACUCAUAAUCAUGGACAUCAAAGAAGAUGCCAAUACACCUAUUAUAUUAGGAAGGCCAUUCUUGGCUACCGCCGGAGCCAUAAUAGACGUAAAGAGAGGUAAGAUAACAUUCGAAGUUGGAGAGGAAAAGGUUGAAUUCAUCUUGACACAAUUCUUACAAGCGCUAGCUAUAGACGAUACCUGUUAUCUACUUGAUGUCAUAGACGAGUGCGUAAGAGAGAUGGAGAUGCAAGAAACCACAUACUCUGAUAUAAUGAAAAUCCAAAUCCCUUCAAUAUUUGAAGAUGAUAAUUGGCAUGAACCAUACCAAAAUGACAGUGUAAGCGAAUGCUUAGCACUUACGCCCAACCAUAUGCCAUGCCCAAAGAAACCUGACUUGGAAUUAAAAGCACUACCAAAUAACCUAAGAUACGAAUUCCUAGACACUGAACUCAAAAGACCAGUAAUAGUCAACGCUGACUUGGGACAGAUGGAAACUGAAAAGUUACUAGAUGUCUUAAGAAAAUAUCCAACUGCGUUAGGAUACAACAUCACCGACCUAAAAGGGAUAAGUCCUUCUAUCUGUAUGCAUCGCAUUAUGCUGGAGGAAGAUUGUAAAACCUCUAGAGAACACCAGAGAAGGAUCAACCCAAUCUUAAGUACGGUAGUCAAGGAUGAAGUAAAGAAGUUACUAGAUGUUGGAAUCAUAUACCCGAUCUCCGAUAGUCAAUAGGUUAGCCCCGUUUAUGUAGUACCCAAGAAAGGGGGUGUUACAGUUGUUAAGAAUGAGAAGGGCGAAUCUAUAGCACAAAGAGUUGUGACCGGAAGUAGAAUGUGCAUCGAUUAUAGAAAACUAAACAAAGCCACUCAGAAAGAUCAUUUUCCUCUACCUUUCAUUGACCAAAUGCUUGAACGAUUGGCUAAGCAUUCCCACUUAUGCUAUCUAGACGGUUAUUCAGGAUUAUUUCAAAUUCCAAUCCAUCCUGACGACCAAGAAAAGACAAGCUUCACGUGCCCUUAUGGUACAUUCGCUUACCGACGAAUGCCAUUUGGAUUAUGCAACGCUCCCGCAACAUUCCAAAGAUGCAUGAUGGCAAUCUUCGCUGAUUUUAUAGACGACAUUAUGGAAGUCUUUAUGGACGACUUUUCUGUUUGUGGGCAGAGCUUCGAAGGAUGUCUAUCAAACCUCGAAAUGGUACUUGAAAGAUGCGUAAAGGUGAAUCUCGUUUUGAAUUGGGAGAAAUGCCACUUCAUGGUUCAACAAGGAAUCGUGUUAGGUCACGUAGUAUCUGAUAAAGGAAUUGAAGUAGACAAAGCCAAGAUCGAAAUCAUAGAGAACCUUCAACCUCCAAAAACCGUAUGAGAAAUACGAAGCUUUUUAGGACACGCCGGUUUCUACCGAUGUUUUAUCAAAGAUUUAUCGAAAAUUACCAAGCCACUUACAUGUUUAUUAAUGAAAGACGCUGAUUUUAUCUUUGAUGAAAAAUGUUUAACAGUGUUCAACCAAUUAAAAACAUCUUUAAUCACCGCACCCAUAAUGCAACCACCUGACUGGAGAUUACCUUUCGAAAUCAUGUGUGAUGCGAGUGAUUACGCCGUAGGCGCAGUACUAGGACAAAGAAAGGAUAAGAAACUUGAUGCUAUCUACUACGCAAGUAGAACACUAGAUCCAGCCCAAAUGAACUACGCCACCACUGAAAAGGAACUUUUAGCCGUUGUGUUCGCCUUGGACAAAUUCCAUUCCUACUUAGUAGGGGAUAAAAUCAUUAUCUAUACUGAACACACCGCUAUUAGAUAUCUGUUAAGUAAGAAGGAUGCCAAACCAAGACUUUUAAGAUGGAUCUUACUCUUACAAGAAUUUGACUUAGAGAUAAAAGAUAAGAAGGGUACUGAAAACGUAGUAGCAGACCACUUAUCACGAAUCGAAGGGAAUAAACCUGAAAAAAUUCCAAUCAAUGACGAUUUCCCUUACGAAUGACUCAUAGCCCAAAUGGAAAGUGACAUGUCUAAACUAACAAUAAAUGAUAUCGAAAUAGAAGAAUCCGUGGAAGAAAUUCAUACGAAUGUAACUCUGCCAUGGUAUGCUGAUUUUGUCAACUACCUAGCUGUUGGAGUACUUCCAUCGGACCUAUCUUACCAAUAAAGGAAGAAAUUCUUUCAUGAUCUAAAACAAUACUACUGGGAUGAACCUCUGCUUUUUAAAAGAGGUACCGACUGUAUUUUCUAUCAAUGUGUUCCUGAGGAUGAAAUAGACGACAUAAUCUCUCAUUUCCAUUCCGCUCCCUAUGGUGGGCACGCAAGUACUUCAAAAACCUGUACUAAGAUCCUAUAAUCGGGCCUCUUUUGGCCUACUAUAUGGAAAGAUGUCCAUAAUACGGUUAUAAAAUGAGACCGAUGCCAACACACUGGUAACAUCUCAAGAUGCGAUGAAAUCCCACAAACAGGAAUCUUAGAAGUGGAAGUCUUCGAUGUGUGGGGGAUUGACUUCAUGGGACCAUUCCCAUCUUCUUUUGGUAAUAAGUACAUACUCGUUGCUGUCGAUUAUGUUUCAAAAUGGAUCAAGGUUGUAGCUUCUCCGAUAAAUGACACACGAGUAGUGAUUAAGUUGUUCAAGAACAUCAUCUUUCCUAGAUUCGAUGUGCCAAAACUAGUAGUUAGUGAUGGUGGCUCACAUUUCAUAUCCAAUAUCUUUGGAAAACUUCUUCUGAAGUAUGGAGUUCGACACCGUGUAGCAACACCUUAUCACCCACAAACCAGUGGGCAAGUCGAAGUUUUGAAUCGAGAGAUCAAACAGAUUCUAGAAAAGACUGUCGGAAUAUCCAGAAAAGACUGGUCAUCUAAACUAAACGAAGCUCUGUGGGCCUACAGGACAGCUUGUAAAACCCCAAUAGGGACCACACCCUUUAAAUUAGUCUAUGAUAAAUCAUGUCAUCUCCCUGUGGAAUUAGAACACAAAGCUUACUGGGCAAUUAAGACCCUAAGUAUAAAUUAUACUUCCGCAGGUGAGAAACGAAUUUUGGACAUUCACGAAUUGGAAGAACUUCGACUAGACGCCUAUGAGAAUGCUAGGAUAUAUAAAGAGCGGACCAAAAAAUGGCAUGACAAACGUAUAUCUAGGAAAGAGUUUAAUGUCAACGACAUAGUACUACUAUUUAAUUCGAGACUUAAGCUUUUUCCGGGAAAACUUAAAUCUCGCUGGUCAGGUCCUUUCGAAAUCACAAAAGUCCUUAAAAGCGGUACGAUAGAAAUCAAAGGUCGGAAUAGUGAACCAUUUAUGGUAAACGGACAGCGAUUAAAACAUUAUCAUAAUAUUGACAAUAGAGACUAUUCAAAUAGUCUAAGACUUAUAGAGCUGCCUGCUCAACCCCAAAAUUAGUACAUCGCAACGUUAUUGUCGAACUUACGACAUUAAACAAAGUGCUUAGCGGGAGACAACCCGCCUUUUCUUUUACUUGUUAUCUUUGUUACUAAGUAUUUUCCUUCUUUGACUUUCAUUUGUAUUUUUUUCUCCCCUUCCUUGAUUCUAUGCAGUAAUACUUGUUGCUUCUAGUUACUAACUUAGAAACAUUGGAUACUGAUUAACAGGCGAAUUUAUAACUAGUUAGUCACUAACUUUCAUCAUGCAACCAGUAGACACAGUUUUCAGAGGCAGAGUUCAGAGAAGGCUCUAUGAUUAUUUAGCUCAAAAGGAUAUCGCUUUAUCCAUAUAUUAUGAUGAAGCUACCAUGGAUAGGUUAGGUAUCUGAGACAACAUCUUAUUUAUGUUUAACCAGCUAGGAUGGGAGAAUGCUGCUAUUAAGAGAAGGUUUGUCACUUACCGUGAACUCACCCUAGAAUUCCUUAGCUCCCUAGUUUACAACCCCGAGCAUGGUUACGGACUUAACAAAGGGUUGAUUUCCUUUAGGCUGUUUAGCAUGGACUUCACUUAUAACCGUAGAGACCUUGCUGACCUCCUAGGAUUUCCUAGUGUCCCAUUUGUUUUCGCUACCCGCCAAGAGGAAUUAAUCGAUGACAUCGACCUAUAUUACUUUUGUGGUAGUUUAACUGGAGACUACCACCCUAACCCAAAUGAGAUACACUCCCAAAUGAUCCACAACCCUGCUAUCCGCUACUUCCAUAAAAUACUAGCCCACACCCUAUUUGGAAAGGAAGCGAACAACACCAUACUGUCACGAGAUGAACUUUUCAUCUUACUCCGCAUCGACCAAGGUCGACAUGUCAAUGUUGUGAGAUUUAUGAUGGAGAGAUUCAUUCACCUUACAAAUAACAAUCGCACCCCAAUCAUAAUAGGCGGCCUAGUAACCAUGAUAGCUGAUGCCAUUGGACUUAGACGCCCACUCUACGAGCAUGUACCAUUUGGACACAUCCGACAUAUGGACAUUGAAUUUUGCUUUGACUGUAGAAUCAUAGGAAACCUUGGCCCAAAUACUUUUGAUUACCUAAUUAACAACGAAGUUGUCCGACUAUUUACCCUGCCUAACCAUGAGAGAACAAGUGUUCAUAACCGAAAUAACUGGCUUUAUGAUUUAGAUCACCUUCACCUCCUGAGACACCGCCUAUAUAUGAGUAUGUAAAUGACCCUAUCCAUGUUGAUGAAUCUGACCCUGAAACCCCUCAAAACUACUAUAACAUAGAUGAACCGGAACUUCCAUCCUAUGCAGAUAAUCUAGCCAUGCUUCUUACCCAUCUGGAUGAUUUCCAUACUGACAUUACCGCUGUGAAAGAAGAAAUAAAGAUCAUGCGCCUUGAUGUCUUAGGCCUAAUGGAUGUAGCUGUCGAACAGUUUGAUCACUUGAACCAGGUUGUAGCUGCAUUGGGGCAGAACCGUGGUUGAUUUCACUGACCACUGAUCUUUCCUACUCACACUAAGCAAUGAGGACACUGCUAUAUUUUGGUGUCGGGAGGGAGCACAUUUUUAUUGCUUUUAUUCAUUGCUUUUAUUUAUCACUUUUAUCGUUAUUAUUUCUUUUAAUAUUACAUUUAACUUUAAUCUUUUAAUUUAAUAACAUUGCUAUUUAUUUAUUUAUGCUUCUACAAUGAAUUCUAUUUUUCAGUCAUUUUAUUAUACUUUAUUAUACUGCUGCUACAUUUAAUGAAAAAUUUGUGAACGAGCAUGUGACGAUCGUCACAUGUACUGUGACACCCACCACACAGGCGUGACGCCCGUCACGGAUCCACCACGCCCGUCACACAUAAUGCAGAUGACCGUUACAUAUUGAUGAUCGUUGUAGACGACCGUUACGCAACCGUUAUGCGUGACGACCGUAACAGGCCCGUGACGACCAUCACGAAAACAGAGGGCGUGCCUAUAAAAACAGGCGCACUUCCUCUUUUCUUCCUCAUCAAAUCAUCCUAAUCUCCUACUCACACCACUCUUCUCUCCAUUAACCAAUUCUUUACAUCCUUUUAAGCGAGAAACGUGUAACUCGCAAAAUCCAUCUCUCCCACCAACACCUAUAUUUUCAUAAACCACACUAAUGACCCGUCAAAAGAGAGCUGCUCCCGACCUCUCAACUGUCGUAUUCAGAAAUGGAGAAGCCGACGAGCGCCAAAGAGACACCUACCUCAAAUUUUAUCAACGUUCAGUCCAAGCUACGAGGUAUGUCGAUAACGAAUGUCUGACGGAGCUGGGACUUUUAGAUGGCGUGGGUUGGAUGCUGACCGACUCCAACUUGACACGACUUUGCACCACACCACAACCAACUUACGAGGCGCUAAACUUGGAAUUCCUAAGUUUCUUCUCCUACAUUACCCCCAUGGCGCAACUCAGUUUCUCAUCGGAGUCGCCAUAUUCAGAAUGUUCGAUACCGAGUAUUCCCUAAACCAAACUCAAAUAGCGUGAAUGCUAGUUUUUCGACAUGGAGAGGGAGUUCACUGCUGUAUCCCUGACGGAUGGUCAGAAAUAGCAUUUGGAGUAUGGCAUAACCUUACCAACAUGAACGCCACAAGCUGAGAUACGCUCAACGCAACUUACAUUCACAACCCAGCUAUAAGAUAUUUCCACCGAGUCCUAGGGCACACGGUUUUCGGAAGAGUCAACAAUCACAAGGUAAACUCCAAGGAACUCUUCUUUCUUCACUGUGUGUUCACCCCGAUUGCGUUCAAUGCCAUUCCAUUCCUAUUGCACAACAUUCAGGCUGCAUGCAUGAGAGGCAGCCAAGCGUUCUAUUUUGGGGGAGUCAUCACCUCCAUAGCACUAGGCCUGAAUUUGAGGGAUAGGCUCGCCGACUUGCCAGCCUUGCCAGCCGAGUUCCUCGACAUCGACUAUUGUCGUUCAUCACACCUCAUCAAGGCCAGAGACGACGGGAAGUAUCAUCCUAUGGUUAGAAACAAGAUAGUUCGAAGCAUCAUCAUGCCCAACAGAAAUCGUACAGAUCCGCAGAAUAUGGCAAAUUGGAUUUUUGAUCUGAACGCCCCUGAGGCAAAUGAAGGAGAUCCUGAUAAUGAAGCAGAUGAAGUCGAGGAGGAACUUAACCGAGGCAUGCCAUAGCCACCUCCUGAGUAUGUUGCAGAGACAUCUUCCUGAGGCCAGUGAAGAAAUGAGCGAAAACCCGCCACCAGGGAAAACAUCUACGCUGAGAUGUUACGACACAAACAGAGGAUGGAAGAACGCCAGACAUAAAUGAUGCAAAUAAUCCAGCAGAUACAGCGGGAUCAACAUGACUAUGCAAACUGGCACGACCAGGGGAUGGCGGAGCUUUCAGACCAGAUGAGUGCCUUGACACAUCGCGUUGAUGCCAUCCAGGAGUACAUUCAGCAUGUAGGAUUAGAUCCUACCCAGCGAGGAAGAGGUGAGCGUGCACGAGCAAGAGCCAGAGCACGCAGAGGCCAACAGCGUGACGACGAGUAGCAAUCUUCUUGUUUCUUCCCUUGUGCUUUAUAUUGUCGCAUUGAGGACAAUGCUUUGUUCAAAUGUGGGAGGAAAUCCUUAUCUUUCCUUUACUUGUUUCUAUUUUUAGCCAAUACAAUUUUUUUGCUUGUCUUUAUUAAAUCGUUACCAUCAUUCAUUCAUGGGUUAAAUACACUUUACCCCCCUGUAAUGUUAGCGAGUUUAGGGUUACCCCCCUGGUAAAGUUAUUUUUUCAAUACCCCCCUUAUGUUAUGUAGAUUCCUUCAUAGAACCCCCUAAUAUCCAGGUGGCAUGGAAUCUUGGUUUUUUAUUUCAGACGUGGCUUUUUAAUUUUUUUAUUUUCACAUGUGAAUCUUCAUUAGGUCUCCAGCAUGGCAUAAACUAGAAAUUAGGGUUCCAAAUCCAUCCCUCUCUCUCUUCGUGAAAUCCAUCCCUAUCCCAAAUCCAUCCCUCUCUCUCUUCGUGAAAUCCAUCCCUACCCCAAAUCCAUCCCUCUCUUCAUCUUCGUCCGUGUCCCCUUCAUCUGGGUUAUGGGUGGCAGCAAGGCAUCUUCCACGAGUGAAGUUGGAAACGACUUACCAAGAUGUGGAUGCAAUGAAACCAUGAAGUUGUUGGUCUCCAAGUCAAUUGAAAACCCCGGUCGCAAAUUUUGGAAAUGCAGGAAUAAUAUGAAUGGGUGCGGUUUAUUUUUGUGGGAUGAUUUGGUCAGUGAGUUUGCAGUGAAAGAAACCAAUCCGUCCGGAUGCCGCCAAUGUGAAGUCAACAAGGCUUAUUUGAUUGAAUUUGCUAAAGAGAUUGUUGAGGAGAUAGAUUGCAGAGUCGGAAAGCUUAACAAGUUAGAAAAACUGAAGAAAAAGAUUGCAAUGGAAAAGAGGAAAAAUUUAUGGUUAAUGUUUGUAAUUGGUCUGUCAUGGAUGUUGAUAGCAGCUAUGGUU